Molecule: messenger RNA, 2014 nt
Organism: Onychostruthus taczanowskii (white-rumped snowfinch)
Lineage: Eukaryota; Metazoa; Chordata; Aves; Passeriformes; Passeridae
Gene: R3HCC1
Product: R3H domain and coiled-coil containing 1
Exons: 8
Coding region: 143-1948 (601 amino acids)
Molecular function (GO): nucleic acid binding
Source: RefSeq, a predicted model, not a curated record
CGGGCGCAGGCGCCGCGCCGGUAGCCGCUGCUCGGCCGGGCCUGGCGGUGAGGACGCGGCGGGACCCCGCACGGGCCGGGCGGAGCCGGGGGGACAGCGGGGCUGCGGGAGCGGGGGCGCGGCCUCUCUGGCGCUGCGCUCCAUGGAUGGCGUUUUCCUGUCGCCCAGCGAGGAUGAGUUCGUGGGCAGGAUCGCGGAGGAGCUGGAGCACUUCAUGGUGCAGGGCCAGCACCAGCGAGUGCUCCUGUUCCCACCCCUGUCCAGCCGCCUCAGGUACCUGAUCCACCGGACUGUGGAAAACAUGGAAUUGCUGAGCAGCUUCUCGGUGGGAGAGGGCUGGAGGAGGAGGACGGUCAUUUGUCACUCGGCUGUCAGGCUUCCCAACGAGACCUCAAACGACCAAAAAGCCGGGACCAACCCCGCUCGGCCGCAGCGCCCGGCGCAGCCCUGGGGCCGGGGGGGCCGGGGGUCCCGGCCGCGCCACGCCGGGGACACCCACGGGGACAGCCCCCGCGCCUCCGUGGGCUCGGGCAGGAUCACCAGGCCGCCCAGGAAGAAGCCAGACAAAGCCCUGUACGUGCCCAAAGGGAUCCGGAAAAAGGCGAAUUGGAGGGAGCGGGAGAGCCCCGGGGCGGAGCCCGACGGGGACGCGGCUCCAGGAGGUGAAAACUGCCCCAGAAAUUCCAUCGGGGACACCCAGCGGGAGCUGGGCGAGGGUGGAGGCAGCCCUGGGAAGGAAGAGCAGGUCCCGGGAAAAGGCAGCGCUGAGCAUCCUCUGUGUGAGGAGAAGGUGCCAUCCUUAGGGAACAGCGGCGAUCCCUGUGAGCAGGGAAGUCGGGAUAAAGACUGUUCCCAUUCCCCGUCUUCUGCGCUCAACAAACACCCAGCCGAGGCAGGAGAGGAAGAGUCAAGCCACGCCAGCACCACCAUUCCAGAAGGCAGCGAAUUCCAGGGCCAGCUGCAAGAGGAGAACCAAUCCGGCCGGGAUUCCGGAGGGUCGGAGUGUGGGAGAAGCUCCGUCCCUUUGGAAAACCGUGGUGGCAGCAGGACAGACCCAGCCAUGGCAGACCGGGCUGUGACUGACCCCCCAGUCCUGGAAACGCAGACCCCGGAGGGCAGCAGGAGCCAGUCCCCCCCUGGAGAGCAGGAUUCCCGGAAUUCCGAGGGAGGCCGGGCUGUUUCCACGCGGGAGAGCCCCAGCGCUGGGCAGGUGGAGCAGCAGGCCCCGCAGAAGGUUCUGGAAGGCCCACGUGAGGCUCUGGCUGCUCCUGAGGCGCUCCACGGUGGCGAUCCCGGCGCUCCGGGGCGGAUCCGCGGCGGGAAGGAGGAAGAGGAGGACGAGGAGCGCUCGGACGUGGCCGAGGCGCUGUGCCGGGGCCUGGAUUUGGCUGCGGGGGACAGAGAGGGGACACGGCAGAGCGGCCUCGAGGACGACUGCACAGCAGAGCUCCUGGCAGAGAUCGUUGGGAAUUUGACGGUGAAGGACAUCAGCGUCGAGAGGAUCAGCGUGGAUUAUCCCGGCCACGGAGAGGCCCAGCUCAGCGAGGGGGACUUGGGCCACGUCACCGAGAUCUACGACUUCCCCUCGUCCCUGAAAACCGAGGAUCUGAUGGGAAUGUUCUCGGAUUUCCACGAGAGUGGCUUCAAAAUCCAGUGGGUGGAUGAUACCCAUGCCCUGGGAAUCUUCUCCAGCCUCUCCACAGCGUCCCAGGCCCUGGGCCGCCGUUACCCCUGCCUGAAGAUCCGGCCCCUGAUCCACGCCAGCAGACAGGCCAAGGUCAAGGCACUCCAGAGGCCAAAACUGCUCCAGCUGGGGAAGGAGAGGCCGCAGACGGACACGGCGGUGGCCAGGAGACUCGUGUCCCACGCCCUGGGCUGGAGGCACAGGCAGCACGAGGCCACAGGGACUGAAGUUUUCCAGGCAGAAUCCUUGGAUCAGGAGGAAUAAUCCCAAAAAAACCCAAAAAAGGCUGUAAAGAUGAGCAUGGCUGUGCUAUUAAAUGCAUGCAGAGCA